This is a messenger RNA of Callithrix jacchus (white-tufted-ear marmoset), 1892 nucleotides long. It is a transcript of the gene DNASE2, whose product is annotated as deoxyribonuclease 2, lysosomal. Gene Ontology annotation, molecular function: deoxyribonuclease II activity. The record is from RefSeq and is a predicted model, not a curated record. Gene Ontology annotation, biological process: apoptotic DNA fragmentation. Lineage: Eukaryota; Metazoa; Chordata; Mammalia; Primates; Cebidae.
AGCGUCGCGUCUCGGGGGCGGAGUCUCUGCCCUCGUGAUGUCCCCGCUGUGGUUCCUGGGCGAGUUUUGGAGAAAUGAAAGCCGCUAGGGGCCAGGCCAAGCCUCUUUCGUAACCCAGCGCCCCGCAGUCCCGACACAGAUUCCUGGAUCUCAGCCCUAUAGCAGCGAUGAUCCCGCUGCCGCUGCUGGCCGCGCUGCUGUGCGUCCCCGCCGGGGCCCUGACCUGCUAUGGGGACUCCGGGCAGCCUGUGGACUGGUUCGUGGUCUACAAGCUGCCAGCUGCCAGCCGGUCCGGGGAGUCGGUGCAGAGCGGGCUUCGGUACAAGUAUCUGGACGAGAGCUCCGGGGGCUGGCGGGAAGGCAGCGGACUCAUCAACAGCUCGGUGGGGGCCGUGGGCCGAAGCCUGCAGCCGCUGUACCGGAGCAACAACAGCCAGCUCGCCUUCCUGCUCUACAAUGACCAACCGCCUAAAUCUAGCAAGGCUCACAUGUCUUCCAACCGUGGGCACACGAAGGGUGUCCUGCUUCUCGACCAUGAUGGGGGCUUCUGGCUGGUCCACAGUGUACCCCAAUUCCCUCCACCUGAUGCAUACAGCUGGCCUCAAAGUGCCCAUACCUACGGGCAGACCCUGCUCUGUGUGUCUUUUCCCUUCAGCCAAUUCUCGAAGAUUGGCAAGCAGCUGACCUACACCUACCCCUGGGUCUAUAGCUACCAGCUGGAAGGGGUCUUUGCCCAGGAAUUGCCCGAGUUGGAGGAUGCGAUCGAGGGCCACCACAUUGGCCAAAAACCGUGGAACAGCAGCAUCACACUCACAUCCCGGGCCGGGGCUGUUUUCCACAGCUUUGCCAAGUUCCGGAAAUUUGGAGAUGACCUAUACUCUGGCUGGUUGGCAGCAGCCCUUGGUACCAACCUGCAGGUCCAGUUCUGGCAAAAGGGUACAGGCAUCCUGCCCUCCAACUGCUCAGGGACCUGGCAGGUUCUGAAUGUGAACCAGAUAGCCUUCCCUGGACCAGCCAGCCCAAGUUUCAGCAGUACAGAGGACCACUCCAAAUGGUGCGUGUCCCCACUUGGGCCCUGGACCUGUGUGGGUGACAUGAAUCGAAACCAGGGAGAGGAGCAGCGGGGUGGGGGCACACUGUGUGCCCAGCUGCCAGCCCUCUGGAAGGCCUUCCAGCCCCUGGUAAAGACAUGGCAGCCCUGUAAUAGCUGGUAAGAGCGAAGCCUCAUGGCCAGGUGCAGUGACUCACGCAUGCAAUCCCAGCACUUUGGAAUCUCAGGUCAGCCACUUCCCAGCUAUAUGACCUUUGUGUGCCUUAACCACUCUGUGACACAGUCCACCCAUCCGCAAAAUGAGAAACGUAAUACCUGCCAUCAGGAUUGUUGAGGAGUAAAUAAAUGGAGCUGGGCACGGGGGCUCACUCCUGUAAUCCCAACACUUUGGGAGGCCAAGUCGGGCGGAUCAUCUUAGGUCAGAAGUUCGAGACCAGCCUGACCAACAUGGAGAAACCCCAUCUCUACUAAAAAUACAAAAAUUAGCUGGGCAUGGUGGUGCUCGCCUGUAAUCCCAGCUCCUCAGGAGGCUGAGGCAGGAGAAUUGCCUGAACCCAGGAGGCGGAGGUUGCGGUGAGCCGAGAUCGUGCCAUUGCACUCCAGCCUGGGUAACAAGAGCGAAACUCCGUCUCAAAAACAAACAAACAAAAAAACAAAAUUAGCUGGGCAUGGUGGCACAUGCUUGUAAUGCCAGCUACUCAGGAGUCUGAGGCAGGAGAAUCUCUUGAACCUGGGAGGUGGAGGCUGCGGUGAGCUGAGAUGGCGCCAUUGCACUCCAGAUUGGGCAACAAGAGCGAAACUCCGUCUCAAAAUAAUAAUAAUAAAAAUAAAUAAAAGGAAA